CACUCUCUCAGUGACAGCUGCUGGCUUUGGACUCGAUUGAGAAGAAUAUUCUGCUGCAGUCUAACUUGCUAAAAAUGUCCAGCUCGGACUGUCUUCCUGACUACCCGCUCAACUCCGAUCUGGUGAAGAGAUUAAAGUCCUCCCUGGAAGCCAGGGAUGAGAAGGCAGUGCUGGAUUUGAUCUGUACUGAAGUGAAGCAUGUGAAUGCUAUUAUUGAACUAGCCAAUGAUGACUGGAUGAAAGAGCCCGAUGAGCCUCUUCCUGCUCCUGUGGACCAGUACCACACAGCCCUGGUCAUGGGCGACCUGGGCAGCCUCCAGCCACUGAUGGCCCAACACUAUGGAGAUGCCAAUGUGGUCUUUGAGAUCCAUAAGAAUGAAAUGGAAUGGCGGGUGAAAUCUCCAGCCACUUUUGGACUAUCAGGUCUCUGGUCCCUGGAGUAUAAGAGAGAGCUCACCAACCCUCUGUGCAUCACGGCCAGCCAUGGCCACACGGACUGUGUGCGCCACCUGCUCCGCUGGGACGCUGAUGUUAACGCAGCUCCAGGUGGGCAGAGUGCCCUGCACGAAGCCUGCCGAGGAGGUCACACGGCCUGCGCAGAGCUGCUCCUGGAGCACCGAGCUAACCCCGACCUGCCGAGCGAGGAGGGCCUGACUCCGCUGCACCUGUGCACCUCCCCAGACACUCUCGGAUGUGCCCAGCUGCUUGUAAAACAUGGUGCCCUGGUAAACCAAGCAAGCAGCGAGGGCCAGGAGAGCCCUCUUCACAUUGCAGCAAAACAUGGCCUCAGGGAUCAUACCCUUCUGUACCUACAACAUGGGGCCAGGGUGGACAAUAGGAACAGCCGUGAAGAGACCCCCCUCAGCGUGGCUUGUGGCCGAGCCCAGGAGCCCUACGAGCAGGAGCGCUACCUGGAGGUGUGCCGCCUGCUAUUACGCCACGGUGCAGAUGCCAACGCCACCGACGAGGAAGAGAAGAGUCCCCUCCACAAAGCCUGCAAGAACGCCAGCUACCUCCUGGUGCAGCUCCUGCUACAGAACCAAGCCAAGGUGAACGUUUUUGACUACAACGGUACCUCCCCCAUGGCCUGUGUUCUUCAGAGUGCCUCCUUCAAGAGGGAGUGCAGACCCCACAGGACCGUGCAAAUGCUCCUCAACCAUGGCUCCCAGAGGAUCUGGCCGGGGGCUUUUGAGAAGGUCCUGAAGUCUUGUGCAUCCACCCCAGAAGUCAUUGGGAUCCUUUUCAACUCCUACUCCAAGCUCCGGGUCUCAGAGAAAUGGAGAGAAGUAAUUCCCGAGGAUGUGUUUCAGAUGCACCAGCCUUUUUACCAGUCUCUCUUCAUGCUCUCCCAAACCCCGAGGUGUCUGCAGCAUCUGUGUCGCUGUGUGGUCCGCAAGCACCUUGGCAGCAAGUGCUGGUCCUGCAUCCCCCAGCUGCCGGUACCAGAACCUCUGAAGCAUUAUCUCCUGCUGGAGCCAGAGGCCUUGUUGCUCUGAGUGGCCAGAGGGAUCCUGGGCCACUGAGGCUGAGGAGCCUAUGGUUAAAUCGCUUUCAUUUCCAAGCUCUUGUCACAGCCCCUGGAGUGGUCAGGACCCUCAAGAUGGGCUGACAGCUCACAAGCCACCCCCUCCCCAGCUCCUUAAGAUGCCACUACCCAAAGCAGCUACAAAUGGGCAUUUACAUGAGGAAGAGAAAAGCCAUUGAUCCAUCCACAACUUGAUGACCGCUUACUAUUCGCUAGGCAAGGUGCUGGAGACACAAAGAAACAGUGUCUGUCCUCAAGGAGCUAAUAUUCUACCGAGAGGAAGCAACAUGUAAAUCCUCAGGUCUAGACAAGCUUCGCAAGCUCACUGGAAAAAGAGGGUCUCUGGGGAGGGAGGGAGGGGGUCAGGUCCUAAACUGGCAAAGUUUGGCUUAUGAGUCACAGACCUGAAAUUGUCAGGCCUGCCUUCAUGAGAUACAGACUCUAAAUCUGAGGCUGAAGUGACACUGGCCCUUAUUUAAAGAGUCCUGAACAGUAAUAAUCUCCGACAUUUAUCCAGCCCUCUUGGCUUAGCAAAGUGUGGGACACACAUUCUCACAACCACCCUGUGAGCUCAAUGCCAUUACUCUGGCCACUUUACAGAAGAGGAAACUGAGGUCCAUUAGUGAAACACAUUAUUUCAUUGUUAGCACCAGGCCUCCUGACUCCCAGUCCUGCCCUUGCUCCAUCCCAACAGGCACUUGGAGCUCUCCUUAGCCACAGCUUUCAUCACAUCUAUGCUUUUUCCCCCAAAUCUUGGUGAUUCCCUCUGGUCUGUCCUUGCUCUUGUAAGACCCAGAAAAAGAUUGAACAGGGGUCCCAGAUAACAAAGACCAGACAGCUCAGCUGCCCCACUAACAUUGGCCAAUGGCAAGCCUACGUUGCCUAGCCAAAAUUAAAGGGAGAACCUGAAUCCACUUCCAUUCAACAAGCAUUUAAUAAAUGCUUACUCUGUCACAGCCCUUGAGGCAGAGGGCCUCCAACCCACACUGGCUGGGCAAAUUUCUUAACCUCUCAAUAUUCUAGAGCCUCUCCAAAACAAUUAAGGGUGGGGGGGCUGCUUUGGUGGAAGGAGGGAGUUCCCUGUACCACAGAAAUUACUUAGACCAAGCCCCUUUUAACAACAAAAUGAGGGUCGCUGAGGUGGGUUGACGCACCCAGGGACCCAAAGCUAAAAAAUGGAAUUUAAGCCCAUGGUUUUCAUCUUCAAGCCUAGUGCUCAAGUCGUUCCAAGAGAGGGCAGGAGAUCUGUGGUGUGGAGGAGACAGACGGACAAAUCCCCCAGCCCGAAGUUCUUACUGGAGGAAUGUUUGUGAGUUGUCAGAGGGCAGGGCCUCUCAUGCUCCCAUAUGGAGCCCUAGAACCUUGGCCAGUGCCUGGCACAGAGGAGGUGCUUAAUAAAUGCCCAUGGAUGCAUUGAAGGAAGUUACGGGCUGAGAGGAGGAAGUGCAUUCUAGGCAUAGGGAUUGUGUACGCAAAGACAUGGGGGCUGGAAAUCAAAUGAUGAAUGAUCAGUCAAUUUGGCAAGAGUGUAGAAUCUGGUCAAAACAAGUUUGGUGUGAUCUGCAUUACAUGAAAAGCUUAUUGCAGCAUCUGUGAGAUAGUGUGGUUCUUUUACAGGAAGCAGAAUGUAAGAUGAGCCAAUGUGAACAGUCCGAAGGGUUUGUGUUUGCUCCCACAAGCACUAGGGAAGUUGUUUGGGCAGAAAAGUACUCCCUCUGUGUGUCAGGCUUUGUGCUGGCUCAUAGCUGGACUUCUUCCAAAGCAAAUGAAGUCCCUGCCCUCAGGAAGUUUAUGGUCUAAUGGGGAAGCAAUGUAGAAAUAGAUUGAUAAUCUGGAGGAAGCUGGGGAGCUUAAGGAGAACACCUGGGUAAAGACUGGGAGCUGGAGAUGGGAUGCUACAGAUGGAUGAUGGCUUUCCAUGGCAAGCUAACUCAACUCAACCCAUCCCUGAGGUUAUUAAGCCCCUACUCUGUGCUGAACACCGUCUCAGCCCUGGGGACACAGAACUCAAAAUGAACUCGUCCUCCCCUUCAAGGAACCAACGUUAUAUUGCAGCAGGGGCAGAGCAAAAAAGCACCAUUGCAAGGGCUGAGUGCAGAUCCUGCUCCUAGCCUUGGACAUCACUUCCUUUGUCUGGGUCUUCCCCUAUAAAAUGAAGGACUUAGACUAGAUGCCUUCAAGGUCCUUGCCAGCUUUACAGCUGUAUGUACCAAAGUGCAUUGAGGAAGGACAGAGAGAAACAUGGAGGACUUCACUGAGAGGUGACACUUAAAGGAAACUGAAACUUCUGAUAGGUAUAGCUCACAUUCAUAUGGAGAGUUAAAGUUUAGAAAUCACUUUACAAAUAUUAUUUCAUGUUAUCCUUAAAGCAGUCCUGAGAGAUAGAUACUAUUAUUAUGCCCAUUUUACAGAUGAGGAAACUGAAGCAGACAAAGGAUAAGUGCCAUAUUUUGUCUUAUAGCUAGUAAGUAUCUGAGGCAGGAUUUGAACUCAGGUUUUCCUGGCUCUACGAGUGCUUGAACAACUCAGUUGCCUGAAAAGUGAAGGAAGAGGCAAAAAGUGAACAUCAGGUAUGAGUUGUGGAAAUCCAUGAAGGCAAAUUUAGGGAACUGAUAGUAUUCUACUAAGGUUGAGCCAAAUACCCAAUAACAUGACUCCUUUCUCAUGGAAAUCUUUCUUUCUAGCUAUAUGCAAAGCUGCUUUGGGUGGUGACCAUUGGUCAAUCUCUCAACUGGUUCUCAUCCCCAAAUCAUCCAACUCAAAAAGCACCAGGAUAGAGAAAGUUCAACUCUCCAAAAGGUGACUCAACAUAAUCAAACACAACUGUCUUUUAAAGCAGAGCACUGACAACCCAAACACUGUAAACACAUUUCCCAAACAUGAUGAUAUAUCCUUCAUAGUCCCACUCUUGAAACUCUUCCAAACUUAGCUGGUCUUACCUCUUGGUGCAGCUGGUAUCUCCCCCAGGACAGGUCCUUAGGCAAAAGCGUUUUCCACACAAUACUCAUAGUUCUGCUAUAACUUGUUAACUUCUCUCUGGGCUUCAGUCUUCAUUUGUGAGAUGAAGGGGAGUAGACUGAGUGACCUCUGAGAUUCCUUCCAGUUCAAACUAGAGAAUCCUAUGAAUCCGUUCCUAAGAAGGGUAAAGUAUUAAAUACCUAACACUUUGGUAUCAGAUUUUCCCCUUUCCAUUCACAGAAGAUUCCACAUCUAAUAACAAGAGCCACUGAAAAAAUGGGGAAGGGGAAUAGCAAGAGGUUGCUGGAGGUAAAAGAUUUCUGCUUCACCUGGAGUCAACUCUGUCAAAUCAAAAUGAAUAGUAAAGGAAGCCACCUCACACUGGAUAAGAGCACUGGACUUAUACUCAGGAAGACCUAAAUUCAAAUCCUGCCUUAAAGAUUUAUUAGCUGUAUGACCCUGGCCAGUAACUUAACCUGUUUGCCUCAGUUUCUGUAUUUAUAGAAUAGGGAUAAUAGCAACCUCUAUCUUUCAGGUUGUCCUGAGCAUCAAGUGAACGAUAUAUUUAAAGGGAUUUGCAAAUGUUAAGACCAUAGAUCAUUGUUAGUUAUUCAUUGUUAUAAGUCAGCAAAUUGAAGGUGACCAACCAACCGUCUCCUUUCUUGCUAUUUGUGCCUUACCAGUCAAUCUGUUUCUGUCUGGAAGUCCUGAACAAGAGCAGGAUUGACUAAAAUGAAAAAAUUGUGCCUUCCCUCCCCAGCCAUCCUGCCAUAGUCACGGGGCUCACAAAACAUCAGGUUGGCUCUGCCAUGUUUGACUGAAUGGCUGGAGACAUGUGCCCUCCCCUACCAUUGUCCCUCCACUACCACUCAUAGAUGUGAAACUCAUAAGAUUGUAGAUUUUAUAUGUCAACUGAGAAUCAUCCAAUGUAACCUUCUCAUUUUACAAAGAGGAACCUGAUGCAUAGAAAAAUUGACAUCGCUGGUUAAUAUCAGCAUUGGGAUAUUAUCAGUCAGUAGCUUGAUAGCCCUUAUAAACUAGAGAGGAAUUCUACUCAUCCCAGAACAUAACAAUCAUUCACCACAUGUGAUCGAUGGUCUGGUCACCAGAGAAGGUCCAAACACACAUCAACAUCCCUACUACCCAGUCCAAGGGAGACUGGCCACCAAUAAUAAUCAGACAUAUUUGGACAUGGCCACUGCAUAAGAGAUGUCUAGACUUGAAUACUAGCUCCUUGAAGGCAGACACUGUUUCUUUUUUGUCUUUGUAUUCUUGAUGACUGGCACGAAAUAGGGACUUUUUGAAUGAAAUGAAAUGCAAUCGAAUACAUGGUCCAUCCUAGGGAAGGAACCUUUCUGCCUGGGUUGAGAUGAAUUAGGAAGGAAAGAUAGCAGGGAAUUAGUUUUUACUCUUUUGUCCUUACUUUGAUUGACGCAAAAUAUGAUUGUGUUUUCAUUAAUUUAGAAAAAAAGGUAAAAGAUAGCCAUGGGAAAAUGAGAAAUCCAAAGAUUAGUGAAUCCUUUAUACAGAAAUGGAAAAUGACCACAGGUGAUCCACUCUGAGUAUCCCAUUGAAACCUGUGGCCAAAUAGAAGUGACUGCUUCAAGGCAGUGAGGCUGGAUGGUUCUCUGCCCCAGGAGCUCUUGUCCCUGAUCCAUCUUUGUCCCUUGAAAUUCUGAUCUUGGGAAAUUAGUCACAUUUGAAAAAGCUGGCAGUAAUCCUAACAGAACAAGACAUCCUUUAACUAAGGUUAUCUUGCAUGUCGAGGAUAUUAAUGGCCACAUUUCUGGCCUUUUCAUACUUAAAAGGAUGUACAGAGAGGAAGGGCAGUGCAGUGAUAAGGACAUUUAAUUUCUGUAAUCAGAAGACCUGGGUCUAAAUUCUGGUUCAUGACUUACAAGCUUUCUUAUCUUAAAUCCCCUUCUCCCUCUCUGGGUCUCAGUUUCUUUCUUUGUAAAAUGGAAGGAAAAAUUAUAAUACAAAAAAAGGAAAGGGUUGAAUUUCAUGAUUUCUGAGGUCUCAUUCUACUAUAAUGUCAUUCAAUAUCAGUAGAACUGUGGAAUUCUAAGCUCCCUUGGAGGGGUCUCAGCUACAUUGAUGAUGCUUUAGGUUGUGUUAAAAGUGUUAAAACUCCCAGAAUCCAGAGAGGCGUUCAUAAAUUUGGUCCCAGUACCAGUUGUUAUGUUCCAGGCCAUUAUAAUAGCCUUUUAAAGUUUAAUUCCCAUUUUUCUCCUAGAAUGAAAGCAACUAAGGGUCAGUAGGCAGCCUGUGCCUAAGGAUCUUUUAUGACCUUGGCCGGAUGCCUACAUCAAACUCCACUGGCCCUUGGCCCCAUUCCCUUGCCUUCUUCUGGGAUACCCCUCCCUACCCUAGUCCCAUAAGAAAGCAGGAGGCAAGAGAGCUGGAAUCUCUGGGAAGCCUCCAUCACGCCAACCCAGAUGCCAGCAUCUGGGCCAAAGCACCAUAGUUCAUUCUGGUAUAACUGCAAUGGACAGGGAAUAACAGAAAUCUUGUAUAGAAACCUUACAUAACUGAAUGACUGAAAGGAAAAUUAGAAACGUGGGAAGGAAGUUGGCCCGCAAAAUACUGGGCCCCGCUCACUGUGUGCAGAGAGGAGUUAUGAUAACAUCAACUGCAAAGCUCUGAGCUCUCACGGACAGUGUAAGGAAUAAAAGGUAACAACAUGGCACAUUUACUGUCACUUAGCCUGUCCAAUUUGCUUCCAAUUAAAUCACUUUCCAGGCAGCGGCCCCUGAAUAGGAUUCUAUCCCUACUUCCAAUCUGUACCUCUCUCUUUUUUUUAAUCCAGAGCCUUUAAUCCUCAGCCUUUUCUACUAGAUUUAUUUCAAGAUGGCGCCAAGAUACCUGGAGUCGGUAAUGAAAGUUGGAUUUGUCUUGAAAACAUGACUAACACCUCUCCGUUUAAGACAAGUUUUCCCUCCAUUGGUUUAUUUGUUUUUUAAAGCAGUCCCGGACAAACCCAAUCUUUUUAACGGGUACUUAUCCCUGCGAGAUCCUCCAGGUGGCGCCAUGUGCCCAACAGUCUUCCCACGGUCUAGCACGAAUAUUGGGUUUUACCCAGAAUCAGAAGGGGAAAAAGAGAGGAGAGGAAGACAGGAGAGUGAAGAACUCGGGUUCUGGCUUUGUACUCCCCCCGUGGGGAGAGCGGGGAGAAAGCCCCAAACAAAGCAAGAACGGCAUCCUGCCAAAGUAGACCCCCGCCUAAGCCAAUGGCCUCCGGGCAAAGAGGCAGUGGUCCAAGUAUUGCUGAUGGGAUGCAGCGCCCGCCCUUCCUCGUAUAAUCGGGCAGAUUUGGAGACUGCGUUUACACAUGAAUGCAGUGUGAAGUCGGCUCCCUUUUAGGUGAUGCCGUAUUGGAAGGGUUUUCCCGCAAAAACAAAACAACAACAAAAGAAAGAAAGAAAAAUUAAAGGGAAAACAAAAGCAAAAACAAACGCGAUCCCCAGAGCCCAGUCCCUGUUGCCCCUGCUCCAGCCUCCUCUGGAGCUGGCAGAGACGAGUGGCGAGACAGGGUGGUGACGAGAUGGCUUCGCGGGGCUGCCGAUCCCGCCGCGGCUGCAGCCCUAAGGCUCCGAUCAAAACAAGGCGAUUUCGUUGUAAUAUAAUUUGUGAGCAAUAAACGUGAUUGAGAAUG
Molecule: messenger RNA, 8138 nt
Organism: Sarcophilus harrisii (Tasmanian devil)
Lineage: Eukaryota; Metazoa; Chordata; Mammalia; Dasyuromorphia; Dasyuridae
Gene: ASB18
Product: ankyrin repeat and SOCS box containing 18
Exons: 6
Coding region: 75-1496 (473 amino acids)
Biological process (GO): intracellular signal transduction
Molecular function (GO): protein binding
Source: RefSeq, a predicted model, not a curated record